GCCAGCACCUCCUUCAAUGACUUUAAUCCAAGACCAGUUUCAGAGAAAAUUUCCAGGCUGCUGUUUGUGAUGGACAAUAUGGAUAAAGAGGUAUACUCCAUUCGAAAUUUGCCAUCAAUCAGAUACAGAGAGCAGAGUGAGGAAGAUGGAUUGGAAGAUAUGACCCACCUGGAGGAACUCAAUGAAAUCUCCAUUCUUUCCAACUUAAAGAAGAGGUUCAAUAGAGAGCUCAUUUAUACCUACAUUGGCAGCAUUCUUGUCUCUGUAAACCCUUACAAGAUGUACAAUAUCUAUGGUACAGAUGUUGUUCUUCAGUACGAAGGGAGAGCACUGGGAGAGAAUCCUCCCCAUCUAUUUGCAAUUGCAAAUGUGUCUUACACCAAAAUGAUGGAUGCCAAACAGAACCAGUGCAUUAUUAUCAGUGGUGAAAGUGGAUCUGGAAAGACAGAGGCUACAAAGCUUAUUCUGAGGUACCUGGCUGCAAUUCAUCACAAGCGAAACACUACUCAGCAGAUCCUAGAAGCAACCCCCUUGCUGGAAUCCUUUGGAAAUGCCAAAACUGUUCGCAAUGAUAAUUCAAGCAGGUUUGGGAAAUAUGUGGAGAUUUUUCUGGAGGAGGGUGUGAUCAGUGGUGCCAUAACCUCACAAUACCUUCUUGAAAAAUCUAGGAUAGUUUUUCAGGCCAAAAAUGAAAGAAAUUACCAUAUUUUCUAUGAGAUGCUUGCGGGCCUUCCUUCACAACAAAAGCAGAAACUGUACCUUCAGGAACCAGACACAUACUAUUACCUCAAUCAAGGGGGUAACUGUGAGAUUCCUGGGAAGAGUGAUGCUGAAGAUUUCAGAAGGCUCCUCAGUGCCAUGGAGAUUCUUAGCUUCAGUGCUGAGGACAAGAACAGUAUAUUCAAAGUCUUGUCUUCCAUACUCCAUCUUGGGAAUAUAUAUUUUGAAAAAUAUGAGAGUGAUUCCCAGGAAGCAGCAUCUGUUGUGAGUGCCCAAGAGAUCCGCGUUGUAGCUGAGCUUCUUCAAAUCUCUCCAGAAGGAUUGCAGAAAUCAAUUACCUAUAAAGUGACUGAGACAAUGAGAGAGAAAAUCUUCACUCCCUUGACUGUGGAAAGUGCUGUCGAUGCCAGAGAUGCUGUUGCCAAGAUCCUGUACUCCCUUCUGUUCAGCUGGCUCACAGACAGGAUCAAUAAACUUGUGUAUCCCAAGAAUGAAGCUUUAUCAAUAGCUAUUCUUGACAUCUAUGGAUUUGAGGAUCUCAGCUUGAACAGUUUUGAGCAGCUAUGCAUUAAUUAUGCAAAUGAGUACUUGCAGUUCUUUUUCAAUAAGAUUGUUUUCCAGGAAGAACAGGAUGAAUACACAAGAGAACAGAUUCAGUGGAAAGAAAUCAACUUCAAUGACAACCAGCCCUGCAUUGACCUCAUUGCACAAAAGCCUUAUGGAAUUCUUAGAAUUCUGGAUGACCAGAGCUGCUUCCCACAGGCAACAGAUCACAGUUACCUUCAGAAGUGUCACUAUCAUCAUGGUAACAACCCGUUGUACUCCAAGCCAAAAAUGCCACUGCCUGAAUUCACUAUCAGACACUACGCUGGUAAAGUUGCCUACCAGGUCCACAAGUUUCUAGAUAAAAAUCAUGACCAAGUUCGUCAAGAUGUCUUGGAUCUUUUUGUCAAUAGUAAAAUAAAGAUGGUGGCAAAUCUGUUCUCUGGACAUGCUCAGGUCCUCACACAGUCCAGUCUACGUAAAAAUAGUACAGUAACACGAAGGUACCAGGCCCCAACUGUUGCAGCCAAGUUUCAACAGUCACUUAUGGAGUUGGUGGAUAAAAUGGAAAGGUGCAAUCCCUUCUUUGUUCGUUGCAUCAAGCCAAAUAAUAAACAGGAGUCCAGUCUUUUUGAUGUGGAGGUUGUCCAAGUCCAGCUGCGUUAUUCGGGCAUCAUGGAGACAAUUCGCAUUAGAAAAGAAGGGUUUCCUGCCCGAAUAUCAUUCAAUACAUUCUUGAACAGGUACAAAUGUUUACUGGGUCUGAAACACCAUAUUCCACCAGAUGGAGAGAACUGUGUUGCAGUCCUCAAAAAGCUGUGUCCUGCCAAUAAAGGAAUGUUCCAAGUUGGUGUCAGCAAGCUAUUCAUGAAGGAGGAUCUCUAUCAGCUCCUUGAAAGUAAGCGGGAUCGAAUACUCCAUAUGGCUGCUCUUACUCUGCAGCGAUACACCCGUAUGUGGUUUGUUCGCCGACGGUACACCUCUUUGCGCAGGAAGAUUGUCAAGCUUCAGGCUCAUUCUAGGGGAUAUCUGACCAGAAAGCAUUUUGUGAAAAUGAGGGAAAGUCUCAUCAAAUUCCGCUCCUUGAUCCACAUGUAUGUCAAUCGCAAGAGAUACAUCAAGAUGAAGGAAGAAAUUCGUCGGAGAGCAGAAGAACAACAGAAGCAAAUUGAGAUGGAACUUACGAAGAGAGAAGUUGUCAAUGUUACCCAUCUAGCCAUUCCAGCUGAACUUGGAGGUUUACUACAAGAAGCAGGAGCUGUUAAAGAAGUUCAUUCAGAUUGUCUGGCCCUGGUACAGUCUCCUAAAGUGCAGCUUGAAGCACAGCUCACACUGCCACUUGAUAUCAACAACUUCCUCAUCUCUAGAUUCAUACGAUCACAUUUUCAGGAACCUUAUUUUGGUAUGCUUACUAUCCCCCUGGAGUCACCUUUGACCUUAGUGGAAGAUGAACUUAAGCAAGAAGCUUUGAAUAUCUUUGUAAUGGUCAUGCGGUUCAUGGGAGAUCCCCAUCUCAAUGGAGCACAGGAGAACUUGUUUGGGAAUUAUAUUAUCCAGAAGGGACUCUUUGCUGCCAGCCUGAGGGAUGAGAUACUUUCCCAAAUUUCUAACCAAGUGUGGAGGAACCCAAAUGAAAAUAAUGCAGAAAGGGGGUGGCUGCUGCUGGCUGCAUGUCUGAGCUCAUUUGCACCAUCAACUAAGUUGGACAAAUACCUGCUAAAGUUCGUCUCAGACCAUGGCUAUAAUGGGUAUAAAUCAGUGUGCCAACACAAGCUAAUCCAGGCAAUGCAGAAGUCCCAGUAUGGCCCAGAGACAGCAAGAACAUACCCACUGUGCCUGCUAGAGUGGAUGGCUAUUAGAAAGAAAGCCAGCAUGGUGCUACAGGUCCACUGCUUUGAUGGUGAAAGUUUCUUGAGUCCAGUUCAUUCUUGGAGCAUGGGUGAGGAGCUUGCAAGAGAUAUUCUUCGACACAGGUCAGUGUCAGAGGGCUGGAAAGGCUGGUCUGUUUCCAUGAAUGACAAUAACCAAUGGACUGAACUAGCUGGGCAUGACUACGUAAUGGAUUUGAUCUCUGACCUUGAGCUAAUGGCAGACUUUCCUAAACAAAAAUCCUAUUUCCUAAUUUCUUCAGAGGGUCAUACUCGAUCCAGGUCUAAUGCAAAUGUUGUUUUUGGAAAUGGUUUUGAAUCAGAUGAAGAAUCUUCCAUCCCCCAAGCCAUUAAGUCCCCAGUCUUUACACCUUCCAGUCUCCCUGACUCAGAUGGAUAUUUCAGCCAUGUAGAUUCCGAUACCUUCAGUGAGCCUCGAACUCAGAAGGGGUUGGACCGGUAUCUUGAUAGCUUGUUUGAUCCUGUCUUAUCUUAUGGAAAUGGGGAUCUAGAGAAGCCAUCUACUGUCUCUACCAGAAUGAAGGGAGGAGGCCAAACUGGUGACCAGCAGCAUGAUGGACAGAAGCCCAGUAUCAGCACUCCCAUUUCCACAGGACAGAAUACAGCAAUUCAGGUGAUGCCAGUAGGUGGAGAGAUGAGGCCAGGAAUGACUACUGUACCAGCAAUGCCAGUGAUACCAGGCAUGGAUCAGUCCAUGUUGGCACAGCAUCAAGCAUUCAUCAACCAGCAAGCAUUUCUACUGGCUCAACAGAUGACAAUGCAAGUAAUGGCUCUUCAACAGCAGAUGUCUGGACCCACUUCUUCUGCUGGUAAUGUGCCCCCAAGCUCCAGGACCACUGGAUAUCAAGGCACCAGCCAGAGUACCCUUCCUUACAGUGCCACCAACAUAACCCCGAUCCCAAAAGCCAUCACACCUUCUCCACACAAGUCACCCAGAGGUGCAAACCAAGUAAAACCAGCAGCAUCUCCAGUUUCAGUUCUACCAAAGCCAGCAGUGUCAAAACCUGGUUUCCAACCUCCAAGGCAGGGGCCAGUGCGCCACACUGCUGCAAACAUUGAACAUAAUCUUGAACCAACUCAUAACAUCAAGGAUAUCAUCAAGCAAUACCAGCAGCCUUCACCGACAACGAGCCUGGAUCCAGUCCGAAAAGAAGCCGGCAAAGUUUUUGUGAAAAAGAUGGAUCCUCAUGAUGAGGCAAUGAUGAUACUUAAAGGGCAGAUGUCUCCUCAACCUCCAAAGAAAUAUCCAAUAGCUCCUGCCCCUGUUUCCAGAGAUGUAGGACCAAAGGAAACAGUUGCAAUGGUGAAGCCUGUGAGUAGUACAAAGACAAAAAGGUCAAGUCCCCCUGUCCCAGUAGGGUCUUCCCGCAGUAAUUCAGCCAUUACAGCAGUUUCCCGUGAACUUCCCACUGAAGAUGAGAAAAUUCAGACUCAACUACACAGAAGAAGCAGUGAGGAGUAUUACACUUACACCAAUGUCUCCUGGAAAAUCUACAUCCGGAAAGAGGUUUUCUACCCCAAAGACUGCUUUAAUAAUCCCUUGGUCUUGGAUCUCAUCUUCAAACAGAUUGUCAAUGACACUUUUUCAGAUGCAUGUGUAAGGAUUACAAUGGAAGAACGAUUGAAGAUGAGAGCACUUUUAGCUGAGAACAAAGUUGAACUUAGUUCCAUUAUUAAAGAUGAAGACAUCAAGAAGAAGAUUGUUGCUUUUGCUAGAGAUGAUUGGGACAUCUACUUCUCCAGGCUCUUUCCAGCUACUGGAAGUGUGGGAACUGGCAUUCAGAUUCUGGCCACUUCACACAAUGGAGUCAAACUUUUGAAGCUAGUGAAGAGCAGUGGCACACCUACAGAGCAUUUUAAAGUCCUUCGCACAUACAGUUAUACUGACAUCAUGUUUGUAACUAUUCCAUCAAAAAAUAUGCUGGAGUUCAACCUGACCAAUGAGAAGCUGAUACUUUUCUCAGCUAAAGCUCCCCAAGUCAAAAACAUGAUUGACUACUUCAUAACAGAGCUGAAGAAAGAUUCAGACUAUGUUGUUGCAGUGAGAAACUAUAUUACAGAUGAUCGGACAUGUCUCAGCUUCCACAAGGGUGAUAUAAUUCGCCUGCAGUCCAUGGAUGGUCUUGACAGUGGCUGGAAAUUUGGAGCAAUACAUGGCAGGUCAGGGAUUUUUCCCACAGAAUACGUUCAGCCUGUUGCAGCUCCUGAUUUCAUCAAUCUGCCUAUAGACAAGAAAGAGGAGCCCAAGAACAAACAGGGCAAGGUGGCAGCAUCGGCUGCAGUGGCAGUGGCUGUGGCAUCUACUAUGGCAGCCCACGAACUGGACAGAACAGCUGAGGUGUUGCCUCCAGUAAUUGGUUAUGGUGAUCCCACAGAAGACUAUAGCAGUAUUGACAUCGAUGAGAGAGUCUUGCAGGACAGCCAGUACACAAUGGUUGAGUUUGCUAAGAAGUACUUCAGAGAGGCCCAAAGGAGUGCAAGUGAGUCUUACAAACAAAAGUCAAAGAAAGGGAAGGAUGCAAGAGAUCCGGCUGAAAUGGUGAAAUACAACAAGUCUCCCAUUCUGGAGUCUCUAAUCGAUUUCAGUGACAACAGCAUGAACAAAGUGGCAGCAGACAUGUUUCUGGCAAUUAUGAAGUUUAUGGGAGACUAUCCUUUAAAAGGGCAGAAUGAGCAAGAUGUGAUAUGCACCAUUUUAAAGAUAUGUGGAGAAUAUGGAGUGAUGAAAGAUGAAGCUUACUGCCAGGUUAUUAAACAGGUUACCAGCAACACAAGUACAAAACCAGACAGCUGUCCAAGGGGCUGGAGACUUCUUUACAUCUUAACUGCCUACUACAGGUGCUCAGAAGUCCUAAAGCCCUACCUUUUGCGAUUCCUUCAAGACAUGUCUCGAAGUCCGGGGCUUCACUUCCAAGGUAUUUCAAAAGCUUGCGAGCAGAACCUAAAGAAGACUUUCCAGUAUGGUGGCCGAAAGGAGUUUCCCAGUGUAAUGGAACUGAAAGCAAUGGUGGCUGGCCGGAGCUCUAAGCGACAAUUGUUUCUUCUACCUGGAGGAACUGAGAGGCACCUUAAAAUUAAAACAUGUUCAAUUGCCCUUGAUGUCAUUGAAGAGCUCUGCUACGAAAUGGCACUCCACAGACCAGAGGCUAUGGAGGAAUAUGCUGUAUUUGUUGUAACUAACAGGGGCCAAAACGUCCGUCCACUGAACAAGAAGGAAUACAUUUUGGACAUUGCGACAGAAGCCGAGCACACAGACAGCAACUAUACCUUCUGGUUUAGGAGAGUCAUCUGGAUUCAGCCCUUAAAAUUUGACAACGAGCUCUGCGUAACCAUGCAUUACAAUCAGGUCCUUCCAGAUUACCUUAAGGCUCUCCUGAACUUUGUGCCCCAGGGAAAAAUGAGCGAUCAACAGCUGCAGCAAGUUUCAAAGCUGGCCGCCCUGCAACACCGUGCCAAGGACAGCAUUUACCUGCCCACCAUCCGUGAAGUGCAGGAUUCGAUCCCGCCUCAACUGUUUGCACAGCAGCGACCACAACAGUGGCUGAAUAUGGUGACCCAACACAUGCAGCAAGUGCAAGCCUUAAGCCCACACCAAGCUCGGGCGCAGUUCCUCGGUCUGGUGAGUGCGUUCCCAAUGUUCGGAUCUUCCUUCUUCUAUAUUCAGAGCAGUAGCAACAGUUCUGUCCUCGCCCCCUGUAUUCUGGCAGUAAACCAGAAUGGGCUGAAUUUCCUCAGCAAAGAAACACAUGAGCUGUUUGUGAACUUUCCCCUUAAAGAAGUCCAAUCCACCCGCACCCAGAGGCCCACAGCAGGAUCUAGCUUUCCAUAUGUGGAGAUAAUGCUGGGAGACUUGAUGUCGCAGCAGAUUACACAACUUCAACUUGAGCAGGGACUGGAGUUGUGCCGUGUCAUUGCUAUGCACAUGGAAAACCUUUUGUCUGCCCGUGAGAAGCGACUGACCCUCCCCCCAAGCGAAAUCACAUUGCUUUAAGCAGAGGCACACAUCUCAGCCAUAAUCUUCUGGAUGCCUAUGAAGUAGAAUUAUCUGAGGAAAUGAUUUUCCAAGCCAAAUGCAUGAGGCCUUAUGUAGGGCAGCAUCACAAUUUUUUGUGAUGUGCUUCAAACACACCUACAGUAGAAGGUGUUAUACCAGCCCACUGGAGCUCCAAGUCAAGUAUCUUGUGUGUGAAAACAGCACAAUGUCAGCCCUGUGAAGAAAUGAGUAUGGCAGCCAGUAGGGCCACAGCUGGGUUUAUUAUCGGCUGGGAUAAACCUUUGCAGGGGAGCCAAUAAUUCAGGUGAAUUUCUAGUUUGUAAGUACACACCUGGUAGGUACUUAUGUCUGCACUGCUCUUUAAACUGUAAUUUUUACAUUGUGCUUAUUUAUUGUCUUCUCUUUGGACAGUGCAAAAAGUUCAGAGAACACUCAUGCCUAUUGGGAUCAUUCGGGUCUAAUUCUUUCAAGAAGAGAUUUUAUAAACUAAACACAGUAAGAGAUAGAGAUAUUAUAUAUAGAAAAAGCCUUAGAUGACAAUGCCAAAUUUGGUACUUUAGUACUUUAUUUUUUAUGUAAAAAAGCAAUUUUUAAAGUUCAUUUAUUCCUAACAGGACAUUUCUAAUUAGUGAAUAUACUGCUUAUUUUCUUUAUAACUGAUCUGAUCAUCGUUAGUAAAAGUUUAGGUUUAAUGCCAGAUACUUAGUUCAUUAUUUUCACAGACUAUGAAUGUUGUAGUGGGGAAAGGUGUGUUGUUAAAACAAAAGAAAAAAGUUGAAGGCAAAUUAGUAAACAUUUUAGAGUAGAUAAUUGUCUUGAUUUUUUUGUACUUAUCCCAGAUAAAAACUGGAAUCAGCAAUUAACCGAAGAAAGCAAAAUGGUGGGAUGCUUUAUAAUCCAAGUUAAAAAAUCUGUUUUCAAUCAACUGAAAUGGCUGUGGUUGAAUUUAUUGGUUGAGAUUACAGAUGCAGUUGUUCCCAUCUCGUCAAGAGACAGUCCUUGAUUGUCAUUGCAGACCUUAUACACACUGGUGGGUUAGUAGGUAGAAUCGGGUUUUGGGAGGAAGACACAGACAGGUUACCUCCUCUAUAACUGACCACUACACCUCGCGUCCAGCAGGUCGACUUUAGUUAGGUCCCUUUAACCUCCUCCAAUUGGACACAUUCUCAACAAUGUUUUAGGAGUUCCAAAAUAUGAUUUUGAAAAUAGUUUUUCUACCAAAUUUCAUACAGUGGUAUUUUAUGAGGAUACUAGAAGAGCCUCUGACACUUAUCAUCAAUUUCGAAGAAAAAAGUAUUUCUUUUAAGAUUUUUUGGGAACUAAGUCUCCAUAAAAACAGACACCAUAUUCAAAUCUCUCCAGCAAAUUAACAUAGUGAGGUACCAAAGCUCUGUUC
Molecule: messenger RNA, 8542 nt
Organism: Erpetoichthys calabaricus (reedfish)
Lineage: Eukaryota; Metazoa; Chordata; Cladistia; Polypteriformes; Polypteridae
Gene: myo15aa
Product: myosin XVAa
Exons: 64
Coding region: 70-7143 (2357 amino acids)
Cellular component (GO): cytoskeleton; myosin complex
Molecular function (GO): protein binding; ATP binding; cytoskeletal motor activity
Source: RefSeq, a predicted model, not a curated record